AUACACAAUCUGUAUAAACGACGGAAUGGCUGCAUAUUUAAAAUUUUUAGAUCAUGGAUAAUAAUUUUAUUUAUAUUUCUUAUAGGAGUUUUUAUAUACUUGUAUAACAAUGUACAUAACAUUCCAACAGGGGCACACCCCAAGAGCAUUAGGCAAUUUGCUAAAGAUUUAUAUCGCAAUGAAGAAUACUUACCAAGAGAAUUAGAACUGCAAUCAAGAGAUUAUUGUGAAGUUAUACAUAUUGGUAUUGUGUGUUCUGGUUAUAAUUCUAAUGUAUAUUUUCAUGGUUUCUUAAAAAGUUUAUUUUUAACAAGGUCAAAUCCAAUUCACUUCCAUUUGUUAGUUAGCGAUGAAUCUGAAAAGGUCCUUAGAAUUUUAUUUAAAACAUGGCAGAUUCCUUUGGUAACUGUAUCGUUUUAUAAUAUUAAGAAGUGGUUAAAGGAUGUACGAUGGGUGCCAAAUAAUCAUUAUUCUGGAAACUAUGGCCUUCUGAAGUUGAUAUUUCCGAAAGUAAUAGAUCUAAAUGUGACAAAGAAACUUAUAGUUUUAGACACUGACCUUUUACUUAAUGGUGACAUAUAUUUUUUAUGGAAGAUUUUUAAUGACUUUAAUUAUAAGCAAACAAUUGGUAUGGUUGAAAACCAAAGUCAAUAUUACCUAGGAAAACUGGGCAAAGCACAUCCGUGGCCUGCUCUUGGAACUGGAUUUAAUUCAGGUGUCAUGUUAUAUGAUUUGGCAAAACUAAACUCAAUAAAAUGGGACACACUUUGGGUCAAUUUGACAAAAAGAUUGUCCAUUGUAUAUGGUCAAGCAGAUUUGGGUGAUCAGGAUAUUAUUAAUGCACUUUUAGUGGAAUCGCCUGGUCUUGUAUAUAGAUUACCGUGCUUUUGGAAUACCCAAAUGAGCGAUAAUUCAUUAAGCAGUAGUUGCUAUACAAAGCACAAACCAAUGAUCGUCCAUUGGAAUUCGCCUAAAAAAUACGACGUCACAACCAAGGAUGGUGAAAAAUUUAGAGGCCUAGCUGACGGUAUUUUCGAAUUAAACGGGAAUUGGUUUAGAGAGUAUCCACAGAUAUGCGAGAAAAAUAAGUCUGAAGAAUUGUUACCUAUUCAUCUGAACGAUGAUGACUGCGAUAAGUAUACAAAUCCGCCAUAUAUGUCAUUUAGAACUUUAUUAUUCUUUCGAGAUUUCAAAUACGUAGCUGACGAUAACGAUAUUACUUACGUAACACAUUUGUCCUACGAUCGAUUCUACCUCAUGGAAGAAAUUGCAAAAAUAUGGACUGGUCCUAUUAGUUUUUCUUUGUAUAUAACGGAUGCAGAACUCGCAAAAGUCAUUCAGUUUAUAUCAGAAAAUCAUGUACUGAAAGUUCGCAGUGAUAUAGCUUACCAUGCAGUUUUUAGAGAGGGGAAUUUGUAUCCCAUCAAUAUUUUAAGAAAUACGGGUUUAAGUAAUGUCAAUACGCCCUUUGUAUUUUUGGUUGAUAUUGAUUUCAUACCUAUGAAAAAUUUAUUUGAAAUACUGAAGGAUAAUAUAAGGAGCAUGGGCGACUUGAAGCAAAAGGCCCUGAUUGUACCAGCUUUUGAAGUUGCCGGCAAUAACGUUGAUAUACCGUUAAAUAAAAUUCAGCUAAUUGAUUAUCUUAAUGACAAGAAAAUUAAACCUUUUCUUUCUGACGUUUGGUAUUCGGGACACGGACCUACUGACUAUGAAAAAUGGAAAAAAGAAUUGGAGCCAUAUCAGGUUAACUGGAAGGUAGAUUUCGAACCAUAUGUAGUGGUUAAAAGUAACGUAGUUAAAUACGACGAGAGAUUUUUGGGUUUUGGAUGGAAUAAAGUCUCCCAUAUCAUGGAACUUGAAGCUCAAAACUACGAAUUCAUAGUUCUUUCAGAUGUAUUUAUAAUACAUCAGCCACAUGAAACCAGUUGGGAUAAUAUAAUGUUUAAAAAAUCUGCAGUUUAUAGAAAAUGUCUACAAAAUCUGAAAAAAGCAUUUAUUGCAAGUUUGCAACGGAAAUACAAUAAAACCUAUACGGAUUCAAACUUGUCUAAAAACUCCCCUGAGACAUUUAACCGAAGACGCAAGCGUCAAACUGGCCAAGAUUCCAGUACGACCAGCCUUUAUGACAGUACCGAUUAUUUCCUCGUUUGGGGUGGCAAAGAAAAAUUGGAAGGCAAAAAAGAAACAAGAAAACAGUUUCCAAAGGAAAUCCGUGUACCUAGUACCUUCAGUAAAAAAGAAACUGAUUAUUAUUACGACAGCGACUAUCCAUAUAAUUCAACUACAUCUACAAACAACCAAAAUGCAAAGACUUCUGAAGAUGCUCUGAAAAAGGAAACAAACUUAUCUUCAUCAAGCGAAGAACAUGAUUAUGAAUAUGAUGAAGAUGAUAUAAAAUUUAAAGAAUUAUAUGACAGCACGACAUCCUUAAAUUCUGAAAAUAUCACUUUGGUUUCUGAAAGCCAGUAUUUAUUAUCAAGUUUAACCCAAAUGUUCAGUCAUUUAAAAAGUAUUAUAUCUAGUAUUACUCACAUGGAUAUAGCAGAGUGUAUUCAUAGUAUUAUUUGUGAUUAAAUGGAAAGGAUGUCGUGUCAAAGUACUCGUAGGUACAUUCCAUUUACCCUUUAUUAUGUCUAUCGGGCGUAAGUCCCUUACAGUGCCAUUAAGAGCUGAUUGAGAGUUUUUUCACUACAAUGUAUAAAAUUCAAAUAGUUUUCAAACCUGAAGUGAAUAUGAAGUUUUAGCUUUUUCUCAUUAUCGUUGAAGAAUUUUAAAAACCAAGUAGAAAUAUUCAAAUUAAAGGUAACCAAAAGUUUUCUUGCAGCUUUUAGUAUAAAUUACUAAAUACAAAAUUCUUGCCUUGGGCUGCUAUAUUUUUCAUUUUUCAAAAAAGAAAAAAAGGAAAAAAUUGUUUUUUUUUUCGUUAAGGGGGGAACCAACUCCCACGACCGGUUUCUGGGCCUACCACCUCAUCAGGUAGACUGUACAAAGGUUGGUUCUCCAAAGAAAUGACAAACACAACUUUAACAAGUUGACUCGACGAUGUCGAACGGUAUCAGCACAGAUUAUACAGAUUAUAAACUUUGCUUUUUCUUUAUUGUUUUUCGUGGUUCCAAUUUUCGGAAUCGGGCACUAGUUAGGUUACUAGUUUGUGCACAUAGCACGCCCACU
This is a messenger RNA of Sitophilus oryzae (rice weevil), 3171 nucleotides long. Its product is annotated as LARGE xylosyl- and glucuronyltransferase 2-like. Gene Ontology annotation, biological process: protein O-linked glycosylation via mannose. Gene Ontology annotation, molecular function: glucuronosyltransferase activity; xylosyltransferase activity. The annotation marks the transcript as partial. NCBI's taxonomy places the organism in Eukaryota, Metazoa, Arthropoda, Insecta, Coleoptera, Curculionidae. The transcript is spliced from 13 exons. The record is from RefSeq and is a predicted model, not a curated record.